Molecule: messenger RNA, 4954 nt
Organism: Salvelinus fontinalis (brook trout)
Lineage: Eukaryota; Metazoa; Chordata; Actinopteri; Salmoniformes; Salmonidae
Product: rho GTPase-activating protein 12-like
Exons: 19
Coding region: 253-2880 (875 amino acids)
Biological process (GO): signal transduction; regulation of GTPase activity
Cellular component (GO): cytoplasm
Molecular function (GO): protein binding
Source: RefSeq, a predicted model, not a curated record
AACGAGGUGGAGAAAAUGUGUGUAGUGCUGCUACCUUGCCUACUAGUGGUGUGACUUCAGUGUUGGGUUGACGGGGAAGUGAAGGGGAAAACACAGCCGAAAAGUUUAUGGAAUUAACGUUAUACCCUCAUCACAAGUGCUUAGUUUUACAAAACAAGGAUUAUCACCGCCAGAAGAAAAGUUACACAGUGGGACAUGCAGAGCCAGGCUGUGUCCCUGCGGUGGUAAGCUCCAGCCAGCAUUCUCACGGUCAUGGCGUCAGAUCGAGAGGGGCGUGGGUGUGAGCUUCCCAUUGCCCCAGGCCAGGUGUACAUUGAGGUGGAGUAUGAUUAUGAGUACAAGGCCAAGGAGGGCCAGAUCUCCAUCCGCCAGGGAGAGUGCUACAUGCUGGUGAAGAAGACCAACGAGGACUGGUGGCAAGUGAAGAAAGAGGAGGGGACCAAGGCGUUUUACAUACCAGCGCAGUAUGUCAGAGAGGUCCGCAAGGCCCUCAUGCCCCCUCCAAAGCCUCUGCACCUGGCGCAUCACGGUGGAGGGAGCGGGGGGAACUCGGUCUUGGUCAAGGCAAGCAUCUCUAACGAGAACCUGAACUUGACCAGUUUCAGCCGGCCCUCUCCCUCGUCACCCUCCCCCUCCUCGUCGUCGAGGGCUGCCCUCACCCCUCCGAGCCAGCACAGGGACAGGGACGCCAACCUCACAAACCAUGACAGGGCCCUGGCAGUCAUUAUAAAGAACAACCACACCCACCCCCACCCUCACAACCAUGCUGCUGGACGAGGAUGUAACACGCUGCCCCGUGCCGAUGCCACUUCCCCUGAUCUCCGCAGGGUGCCCCUGAAUGUGGAGAUGGCCCCGGGGCACUGUGACUCAGAGGGUUCGGAGAGACGCAACGACUCGGAGUCUGGAGACGAGCUGAGCAGCUCUACUGAGCACCUGCAGACUGUCUCUCCGUCGGGUCAGGGUGGUAGACCGGAGUCUCCCGUCUACUCUAACCUUCAGGAGCUGAAGAUCUCUCGGUCGAGCCUACCCCCCAACCCCUCCAGCUCCCCACUGCAUGUCCUGGGGGACUGGGAGACACACAAGGACCAGAACGGCAGACACUACUACUUCAACCGCGCCACCCAGGAGCGGACAUGGAAGCCCCCCCGAGCCAAGGACGCUAGCAGUGGUAGCAGCAGCCGGGGGGAGACUCACAGCAAAAGCACUGGGGAGGCAGAGACAACUCUGCCUCUCUCGUUCUCCCCAUCCUUCCUUCCUCUCCUCUCGCUCGCCAUUGGUCGCUUCCAGCCUCUGUCGUUGGAGGACAACUGCCACAGCACGUAUUCUAGCCAAUCAGACAGACAGUAUGGCUCCCCGCCUCGAGGUUGGUCAGAAGAGCUGGAUGAGCAUGGACACACUCUGUAUGUCAGUGACUAUACUUAUGAGAAGUGGAUAAAGCAUGUUGAUGAACAGGGCCGACCCUACUACUACAGCGCUGACGGCUCAAGAUCUGAAUGGAUGCUGCCCAAGUACAACCACUCCCCUCCUCUCCUGCCGGGCGGAGGAGACACCCCUAAGAGCCGCAGUCUGGACAGGAAGCAUGUAGAGCCCAUCGUCCUGACCAAGUGGAGACACAGCACCUACGUACUGGACACCAACGACAAGGAUGCUGCGUUGGGCCCCAAGGUCCCCGGCUCUCCUGACUCUGACUCCUCAGACCCCUCGUCCCUCAAGCCCCCCACCUCUCCUUCAGAGAAGUGUGGUCUUCUUAACGUGACCAAGAUCACUGAGCAUGGCAAGAAAGUGCGGAAAAAUUGGACGUCGUCCUGGACAGUCCUCCGGGGCUCCUCGCUACUAUUCACUAAAAGCCAGGGGGGCGGGACCAGCUGGUUUGGAGGCAUCCAGUCCAAGCCAGAGUUUACUGUGGACCUGAGAGGAGGAUCUAUAGAGUGGGCUUCCAAAGACAAGUCCAGCAAGAAGCAUGUUAUAGAGCUGAAAACCCGUCAGGGCACGGAGCUGCUGAUCCAGUCAGAGAAUGACAGUUUCAUCAAUGACUGGUACAGAGCACUCACGGACACCAUCAGCACACACACCUGGGAGUCAGAUGAGGCCAUAGAGGAGGACAUGCCAGAGUCUCCUGGAGCUGAGAAACAAGACAAGGAGAAAGAUCACCGAGACUCUAAGAGCAGAGCCAUGAAGAGUUCCACCAGUAUGGACACAUCAGAUGACAAGAAGACCAGACACAAACUUAUGAAGUUCCUCACACGCAGACCCACUCUGCAAGCCGUCAGAGACAAGGGCUACAUCAAAGACCAGGUGUUUGGCUGCAGUCUGAGUGACCUCUGUCAGGGAGAGAACGCAUCCGUGCCAAGUUUCGUCACGAUGUGCAUCGACCACGUGGAAAACAAUGCUCUGAAUGUGGACGGGCUGUACAGAGUGAGUGGGAAUCUGGCGGUCAUCCAGAAACUACGCUUCGCUGUCAACCAUGAUGAGAAGGUGGACCUCGAGGAGGGAAAAUGGGAAGACAUCCACGUGACUACGGGCGCGUUGAAGAUGUUCUUUAGAGAGCUACCUGAACCGCUCUUCACGUACAACUUAUUCCAUGACUUUGUCAAUGCCAUCAAGAUCCCAGACUACAUGCAGCGUGUCCAGUCUAUCAAGGAGCUGGUCAAACAGUUGCCCAAACCCAAUCAGGACACCAUGCAGGCCCUCUUCAAACACCUCAGGAAGGUGAUUGACCACGGCGAGGAGAACCGUAUGACGACCCAGAGCGUGGCCAUAGUGUUCGGGCCCACCCUGCUCAGACCCGAGACAGAGACCUGGAACAUGGCGGUCCACAUGGUCUAUCAGAACCAGAUAGUGGAGCUCAUCCUGCUGGAGUACGAGGGGAUCUUUAGGUAGACACCAGAGGGGCGACUUUUCCCCGUGUACAGAUCUAGUACCAGCUUACGCUCCCCCAAUCCUAAUCUUAACCAUUGGCGGGGAGAAUGCCAAACUGACCCAGGAUCAGUGUUUUGUCACGGUCUAUGGUAAUGAAUACAACCGCCGGCCUACUCUCUGAACACCACCACCAUGACCAUACAGAGCUCUCAACCUAGCCCAACCAGACCAAACCCAAGCCUCAUCUUCCUCUAAACCCGUGGUCAUUCACAGCACACCUCAGAUUCCAUCCCCCACAGACCAAACCUGUAUGAAUACAUGGUAAAAACAAAGGUGGACUUGACUCUUUGCACUUAGCUGCACACAUGUAUGCUUCCCCCCUCCUCUUCUCACCAUGGCUGGAUUUGUGGGACUUUCUGCCAAAGACAAAAAUCCACUUCUGUCCAUACACUGGAUUUCCAUGGCCAGUACCUGAGUUAGCCUCUCGCCUGGAUAGACUGGCCGAAUGGAGGAUACUGUCCGGAUGGAGCGUUGAAGAGAGGACAGACACUAUAUUAUGGUUAGGGUGGAGUAACAACCUUGAUAUGUUCAAGAUAGGUGGGUCUGUCAGGCAGGCCUCAGUAACCUCAGUCUCCCAACAGUGGCAUCAGUAUUGCAGGGGGAGGGUCUAUCUAUCCACUAUUCUGGCUGCACUAGACAGUAUUUAGUCUACACUGUACAGUAUAUUUACCUGUUAAGGACAUGCAGACCAGACUGUAUAGAGAGGUCUGUCUGUCUCUUGCUUGGUCUCUCUGUCUGCUGGGACACCUUCAGCUCCUCUACCAACACAAUGUCUGCGUCCCAAAACGACUUCUGCACAGAGCCCUAUGGGCCUUUGUCAAAACUGAAAUAGUGAGCUAUAAUAGGGAAUAGGUUUGGUGGCAUUUGGGACUCAGGCAAUAAAAUACUUUCCCUUUAUUUUCUAUAUGCUGUUCGUUCAGGCACCUCUUCUCUCUGUGGGCUCAACUAGAGGAUCAAUGAAUGUCUGUAAAUAAAGUGGCUUUGUCUCCCUCUGCUGUUUCUAAAGCACAGAGCUGGGGGAGUGUUGUGUGUCCCAAAUGGUAAUCUACUCUCUAUAGAGUGCAUCAUCAAAAGUAGUGCACUAAAUAGGGUAUAGGGUGCCAUUAGAUACGCAAGCCUGUAUGUACCUGUAUGUCAUGUAAUGAGCUAUGUGGUAGACUCUUACCUCCUAAUACAGCCCUGUGUGUGCGUGCAUUUCUGUGUGUGCGCUCGCGUAAAGGCCUCAGCACGCAUCAGAAAUGACCCAUCUCCUCUAAAAUACACACUUCUUUUCUCUCUCUCUCUCUGGAGAUACUGGAAGCAGUCUGUUUUACACUACUCAAAGGUAGUGCCCUAUAUAGGGACUAGGGUGCCAUUUGGGAUGCUACUCAUGGUUUUACCUCAGACAUUCAUACCAAAACUACUCUGCUUCUCUGGUUUUUAGAACAAGUCCUCUCCUAUCAGUCAGAUAAACUUAAAAACACAGAAGUGGUACCCAGAUGUGUAUGUCGUUGGACUGGUUGUAAAUGUAUUAUAAUAAGGCGAGCAACAUUUAAUAAAUAAAUGUAAGCGACGUGUGUGAAUGUGUGUGUAUGGACGGGGGACAGAUGGACAGGAAGUAUGUUGCACGGAUGUCUGAUAGUAAUUAAAGUACGACUUCAUGGUGACCAUUAGAAACUUGAGGAAACAGACAUGUUUAUUUAAGAUCCAUUCCACCAAAAUUAUAUAAACUGUUUAGGGUUGAAAAAUUCCUGUAACUUUCCUAAAAUUCCCAGGUUUUUCAGAAAUUCCUGUUGGGAGGAUUCUCCAGAUAUUCAACAAUUUCCUCCUGAUUCCGGGAACAUUCAAACCAGGAUUGUUGGAAAGCCUGGGAAUUUGGGGAAAGUUACUGGAAUUUUACAAACCAAGAACUAUUAUAUGAACUGCGGUUUUAAAAGUUUAGUUGUAUUUUUGGUAAGUGGCACAUUUUGAAUGUAAUUAUUUUCCAAACUAACUGCUGUUCAUGACUUCUUUGUUUAAUUGGAAUAAAGGCCUCCAUUGAGACCCUGUAAAAACC